AUGUCCGCGAGUCAACAGCCUUUGGCAAUUUCGCCAAACGCGAACCGCUUAGCCGUUGUUUACCGGCACAAAUUUGUCGUGAGCUCUGAACACAUGGAGGAAAAUGAGGGUCAACAAGGAUUUGCUCAGGAUCAGAUCCGCCGUCGCGACGAGGCAAGCCCGUCCUCUGGCAUUGUUCAACCUCGCCAGGUUCAGAGAGGCAGACUCAAUACGGGAUACGGUCAUGUUAUGCCUCAAAAAUCGAUAGCUGCAUGGCCAUUCCUGUCUCAGCCUUGUGGGCAUGCAACAUUGACUGAUAGUUAUCUCGCCGGUCGUCCAGUAGCGAAGCUGCUGGGAACUAACACCGCUAAUACUUGGGACGAACACGAACGAGUCAACAGAGUUUCAGAACAUCUUCUUGGAUGGGACUGGACACGGUUAUUGGUUGCGGCUAAUCCUGCUCGCUGUGGUGGAAGCCUUGCUAAUGACCGUUACAAACUUCCAGACGCUUCGGGACCAACUACCGACAACUGAACCAGCAAACACAUGGUGUUCGUACAACGCUGGACCGAUCCCCAUGGCAUUGAUAUCAACCUGGCAGGUUGUGCUCCGCUGGCUUGUGUCUGUCCUUUGUCCUCGAGGGGCUGACAUUCUCGUCAAUGAAAGAUCUCCAUGAGUAUAGCCAAAGUCCCGAGCCUGCCAGGCUCGAAAGGAUUGACUAUCUACAGUCAGGAUGACUUGAAAUUAUCAUCCAGCUCCGCGGCGGACUCUGCUGUAUUGUCAAGCUCCACCUAUACUUGUCUUUGGUCAGGCAAGUAUACCCUGUAAACGGCCAUCAACGCUCUUCA
Aureobasidium pullulans EXF-150 is the source of this 827-nucleotide messenger RNA. RefSeq lists its product as uncharacterized. The transcript has 5 exons. Lineage: Eukaryota; Fungi; Ascomycota; Dothideomycetes; Dothideales; Saccotheciaceae. The record is from RefSeq and is a predicted model, not a curated record. Bases 1 to 513 code for a protein of 170 amino acids.